GCUGGCAUCCUUUCAGGACACUUUCACAGAUGGAGUAGCCAUUCAAAUGUUGGUGCAACAGUAUCAACCUCUUACAUAGCACAGCCACUCGCUCUUUGAAUGGUUUUGGGUGAAAUUUUUUGGGAUGCUCAUUUUUUUCAACAGCCUGUGAAGAAGUCUGCAGCGUAUGGAGGUGAGGUUGCCAAGCCACCAGACAGCAUUGCAUCGAGCUGCCAUCUUGGGAAAUAGUGAUGCCAUUUCUGCUCUCAUUCAAGGUGGCUGUGCAUUAGACCUACAGAACAGAGAUGGCAACACUGCUCUGCAUGAGGUGUCGUGGCAUGGUUUCCUUCAGUGUGUGAAACUGCUGGUCAAGGCUGGUGCGAAUGUACACAUCAAGAAUAAGGCAGGCAACACAGCACUUCAUCUGGCCAGCCAAAAUGAUCAUGCUCAGACUGCUCGCCUUCUGCUUGUUGGAGGAGCCACACCAGACACGAAGAACAAGAAAGGGGAAACAGCUCUACAUGUGGCAGCUGCUUUGAGCCAUAAGAGGACAGUUAAACUUUUAUUGGAUUCUGGGGCAGAUGGAAAAAUCCGAAACAAUGCAGGCCUAUUGGCAUCGGACAUAGCCAGAAAAAAUAACCACCGGCAUGUCGUACUUCUGCUGGCCAAGGAUCCUCAGCGGGAAAGCCCUUCAUUGGUGGCGGAAAUGCACAUGAGUGACCCAAUAGGGAGCAAGGAAAACAAGAUGGAUCAGGAGGGGCCUCUGCAAAACCACUUUACACCCACUGUUCUUAGCAAGCCCAUGAGACCCCACAGAUGGAAAAGAGGCAAAGGCCAGGAAUUUCACAUAAAAAGGGAUCCAAUCGCCAGAGACAAUUCACCAAUCUCCUAUGGAAAUUGUUUUCACCUUUAUACUUUGUACCGUGACACAGAUGGAAACGUUCGACAAGCACCAGCAAAUGGCUGCCAUUGCAGGCCCAAGAUUAAAAAACUAGAAGAGAAACUGAAGGGCACACAAGAGGAGCUGAGACUACACAUCCUGAACAUGCACGAACAGGUUGACAGCAGGCUGCGCAAGAUGGACCGCAAGAGCAAACAUCAGAUGAAAGUGUUGGAUAUGCUGAAUCAAGAAAGGGCAGCAUCAGAGAGGAACAACAUAAUGCACAGGAUUGAGCAGGUGGUUGCGCAAGGCAAAGAGGAAGCCCUGAUUGCUCAGAAAGCAAUGAAUUGUGAUCUGAAGAAGUGGUGUAUGGCCCAGAUUCCAAUUUCAGUUGAAUCCCAGCACUAUAAAUUGCUUCCCUCCUCGCCUGUGGAACAGUCGGACACUGGACUGGAAUCCACUCCCUUGCUUUCUGUAGUAUCUGCCGAGAGUGGCACAUCACUGGCUACUUACGUCAACAUUUGUCCCAUGAAAUCUACCCAGAGUCUGGGGGGAGACAAACAGGAGCUGAUGGGGAGUCGGAAAUACUUUGGAAGAAAUACAAACUGGUCACCUGAUGACUAUGAGCAGAAAGCCCUCUGCUCCAAACAAAACCGACAUGCUUUUGGAUUUCUCGUGGAUGCUAAUGACCUCUGCCGCCAGACUACAGGAGUGCAGGAGAGUGGCCGCAGCUUCUCGAGCAGCAGUCGGCAGUCCAGCCUAAGUAUCCAGAGCCCCUUGAGCAAUCAUCAUCAGAGAACAGACAGACGCAGUGGAAAAUUAACUAGUGACUACAAGUGUACACAGAUGCAAGCAGACUGCACCAGAACACUGGAGUUCUUUGUUGACCCUCCGUCGGAGCCCACAUUAAUUCAAGAAAGAAAUCAUUGGCAUGCUAUGGAGGUGACUCAGCACUUCUUUGAGACUGUGUCCAUUCAGUUGGAGCGUUGGUAUGAAAGAAAGGUCCUCGAAGUGGAGGAGCAGACAAAGGUCAAAAUGGAGCAGGAGAGACAGGAGCUACUGCAACAUAUCAACGUAUUAGAGGAAGAGCUCCAGAAGUUGAAAACUGGCGUGAAUGCAGAAACCUGAGGACAAAAAUCAUUACAAGAAUGUUCUCUGUGUCUAUGCUAAUACAAUUAAUCAAUUUUGAUUUAAUUCAAUCUAUUAAGGCACAGGUGUCAAAGUCAAGGCCCGGGGGCCAGAUCUGGCCCGCCACAUCAUUUUAUGUGGCCCGCAAAAGCAAAUCAAGUAUGUCAAGUUCCAUGAUGCUUGCUAAAGUCUGAACCAAAAUUUCAAAUUGUCAUAUGUAAUCCAUAAAAGCAGUCAUUCUUGACUUCUGAUUUUAAAAGUACUGUCUAUCCAUCAAUUUGUUGUGCGCUGUGUAUGCAAUAUGUGGAGGUGAUUAAACAUUUAUUUGGUUUCCCAAAAUUCAUAACAGCUCCCCAGGGAAACCGUAACUACAAUGUGGCCCGUGACAAAAAUGAGUUUUCACCGCUGUAUUAAAGGUUCUCUGGUGCCUAUAUCCUUGCGAAGUUAAGGAAAGAGGAAUUCACUUCAGACUAAUCAUAAGACAUUUUUUGGAUGGUUGCAGUAAGCAAGCAUAAUCUGGUUCAUAGAAUCCCAGAAGAGAAACAGAACAAACAUGCUAACUUCAGACAGUAUCAAGGAAAGAUCCAAUACAGGUACAGUGGCACUUAAUCGAAAGACUUUAAAUUGUUUCAUGACCAAAUUCAUAACUCAAUGUAGUUGUGUUUCAAAUCAAUACUCCCAAGUGUUAAAAAAUUCCAGGGGGGAAAAAAACAACACUUUUUUGGGUCACAUUUUUUUUAAAUAAAGACAAUUGGGCAUUGUAUUCUAGAUACACAGAAUCAAUCAAAAAUAUUAAAAAUAAUUAAACUGAUUUUAUAAUGUUCAUUGGGACAGCCCAAGUCCCAGCAACGGCUGUUGUGUGUUGUGUAAUGUGAUGGCCUCGUGAGUGACUUCAUGAAUAUUACCGGAUUGUCUUUGGGUUGUUAAUGUGAGUUUUGGCUUACUGUUGCUCCUACAGAGUAUUUUCUGCUUGUGUUACUUGUGUUGUAAUGCAGAUGUGUCACGCUUCAGCCACGUGGGCGAGAAACCAGCUUUUCAGGGGGUCCUGUCUGGCCCAUGGGGAGACAGGACAAAACUUUUCAUUUUGUCCACUUGAGGUCACACUAACAACCACAUAAAUAACAUUCUGAAAUUUACUGAACAUUUCUCAGGAUUUAACACCUGAUAUUGAUGCACCUGUGAAGGCUAAAGGAUCCCAACUUUCAGGAGUAUUAAUUUCAGGAGUAUCAUUUAUUUGAAGUCGUACCUAUCAAUACCGUGCACCUCUGCACUGUGAAUCAUACAGCUCUGUGAAAAUGAAUACCUCCUAUUGGAAUAUUUUAAUUCACUGAAUAUUGGAACAAAUGAGUCAAAGUUUCAUUUCAAAGGAGUUUGGAUUGGUGGAACCCUUUUGUGUUUUUUUUCAAUGUAGUUGCACAACUUGUGUGUUUUUAUGUACACAUGUACAAAGCAGGGCAGAAAUUGAAUCCUCUUUCUGAAAAGUUCCCACUUUAUUUGAUGAAUAUGGAAAUGUAUGUCAAAUAAAAAAUAUUUCUGGAUACAUUCCUCCAUCCAUUUUCUGAACUGCUUAUCCUCACAAGGGUCAUGGGGGUGCUGGAGCCUAUCCCAGCUGUCUUCAGGCAGUGCUGGGGGACACCCUGAACCGGUUGCCAGCCAAUCACAAGAGACACACAACCACACUCACAUCUUGGGACAAUUUAUAUAGUGUUCAAUCAGCCUGCCAUGCAUGUUUUUGGAGUGUGGGAGGAAACUGGAGUACCUGGAGAAAACCCACGCAGGUACAGUUAGAACAUGCAAAUUCCACAGAGGAAGGCCAGAGCUGGAAUCGAACCCUGCACCUCUGCACUGUAGGGCAGCCAAUCUAACCAAUCAACCACCCUUUCUGGAUAUCAAAGAAGCUAUUUUACAAACCCCAAUUCCAAUGAAGUUUGGACAUAGUGUGAAAUGUAAAUAAGUGAUUUACAAAUCCCUUUCAACCUCUAAUUGUCAAUGUUCAGUUUUUGUGCUUCUCCAGCAGGUGCCAGAAGCGGGCCUUUCCCUUCAGCUGGCAGACCUGCUGACAAUCACAAUCAGCAGUAUAGAUAAGGACUUUCACAUUGUCAUUUCUUUGUUGGAUUAUUUCCGUUGCUCACGACUCUGUCACCAAGUGUUGAAUCUUCCAGACGCUCUGUCUUUCAUGUUCUUGUUUUUAUUUAAUUUUAAAAUUUCUCGAUGUUUUUUGAACUGACCUUUGUAAGUAGUUUUUCAUUGCAAUGAGCAGUCAUGGUUUUGUAUUUUACGUGUUUGGGGUUUCCUUGAGUAUUUAUUGAUUGAUUUAUGUCAGUUUAUAUGUUGUCCUUGGCUUUUCCAUGGAUUUUGGGUUGUAUCACUUUCCUGUUGUUGUCCAACGUCCUUUUUUGUACCAUUUAUCAUGUAUCAUUUUUACAUGAUAAAUAAAGAUAACAUGAUACAUAUUGAUACAAAUACUAUGUAUCCAAGCUUGAUCAUGUAUUCAGAAACAGAUGGUUUGUUCCCAAAAGGUUUGCCCAUGAAACAUGUAUCUCACAGAUAUGUUUUAUGUGUUUGAAAGUUAAGCCUGUCAUUACAUGUGAGAACAGGUAUUGAUAGUUUUUUUAUAACACACACACACACACACGCACAAACAAAAUCAUUAUUCUGUGCUUUAUGAGUGGAUUCAGAGGAUUGGUGUCAACAAGUUACCCUUGAUGGGGAGAUGAGCUGUUGAUGAUUCAAUUUAAUACCAAAUAGGUCAAAAACAUGAGUUAACAGGACUUCCUAAUGCGUGGUGGCGAACAAAGGAAAAUAUGUUGGAGAAAUUGAUGCAGAGCAAGAAACAGUUGAAACUACUCAAUAUGCAGAAAAAGGUGGAACUCCCUUUUUGUUGCCCCAAAAGUGAGAACCCCCAAAAUACGGGUCUCUUUUGUGCCGAAAUGUUGGGACAGUCUUCUUUGAUUGGACAAUGAGGGAAGUUACUUGAAACUGAUAACUUUUAUUUUAUUUUCUUGCUCUCUGUGUGAGAAUCAGAGCAUAUAGCAAAACUAGCAUAAACGACAGGAGGAGAAACUACUUUUUUUUUCAAUGAAGAGGGCUAUUCAUAGAACCGUAGUGAUUUUUAUUCUUGUGCAGAACCUGUCAAAAAUAAAAAUUAGUUUUGAGGAAGUGGA
This is a messenger RNA of Hippocampus zosterae (dwarf seahorse), 5151 nucleotides long. RefSeq names its product ankyrin repeat domain 6a (gene ankrd6a). Gene Ontology annotation, molecular function: protein binding. Lineage: Eukaryota; Metazoa; Chordata; Actinopteri; Syngnathiformes; Syngnathidae. The record is from RefSeq and is a predicted model, not a curated record. The transcript has 13 exons. Gene Ontology annotation, cellular component: cytoplasm; nucleus. Bases 167 to 1987 code for a protein of 606 amino acids.